AUGUCUGAACAAGAAGCGGAAGAUAAAAGAGCCCAGCAAUUGGAAGAAGCUAGAAAAAGGGUAGAAGAAUUGAAGAAGAAGAAGAAGAAUAAGAAAAAUAAGAAUAAAAAGAACAAAGCCAAGGAGAAAGAGGAUGAGAAUGAAACAGUAGAUGUGGAUACUAAUGAAGAUUUAACACCUGCUCCUGAAGUGUCGAUAAAUCAAGAUGUUCCAGAAGCUGAAGCUGAAGAUGACGCUGUUGCAACUAAGGAACAAGAAAAUGAGGACACUUCAUUAAAGCCUGAAGAAGAAGAAGUAACAGCAGUACAGGAGACGGAAGCAGAUGAGACCGAAUCAGCAGUUAAAUCUGAAAAGAUUACAGGAGAGGAAAAAAUUGAUGAAACAGUGUCAAAUGUUGAGAAUAUCUCAACAGGACAAAAAGAAGAAGAAAAUCUGUUUGAUUCAAACAAUACUGAACCAUCCGACUUCUUAAAAACUAUUCAGCAGGAGAAGAAAAAAGACAAAAUUAAUCAAUUAAAUCAAAAAUUAGAAGAACUAACCAUAGAAAAUAAAAGAUUAAAAUUCACUAAUAUAGAACAAGAUACUGAUAUUGAAGAAUUAGAAGCAGAAAUUGCGAAAUUGAAACAAAGUCUACAAGCUAAAGAUGCUGAACUAGAAAGAACUAAAGAUGAAUUGAAGGAGGCUUUAGAAGAACGAAAAAGUCGUCCAGAAGCAAAUCCAUUCCAAUUCGCGAGCUUCAACGAUGGUAGUUCAGGAAUGAAUUCCCAUGAUGGAUUUAUAGAUACAACUCGAGGAGCCGGUAGGUCGACUCAAAUUCAAACGCCUAAAGUGGACCGUGUAUUGCUUAACAAAUGGCGUAAUUGGAAUGUCGAUAUGACGAGUUGGAGAAGUAUCGGUUCUGGUCCAAUUGUAGAGUUUUGA
This is a messenger RNA of Naumovozyma dairenensis CBS 421, 921 nucleotides long. RefSeq names its product Bug1p (gene BUG1). NCBI's taxonomy places the organism in Eukaryota, Fungi, Ascomycota, Saccharomycetes, Saccharomycetales, Saccharomycetaceae. The transcript has a single exon. The record is from RefSeq and is a predicted model, not a curated record. The coding region runs from base 1 to 921 and encodes 306 amino acids.